AUGGCCGUUGCCAACGGCGUCUCUGAGAUCUGGGUUGGGCAGGACGGGCUGCUGAGCACCCCGGCCAUGAGUGCUGUUAUCCGCACACGCAAAGGUGGCUCCGUUCCCUUUGGUGGAUUUGUCUUGACAGCCUCGCAUAACCCUGCGGGCGUGGACGGGGACUUCGGCAUCAAGUUCAAUUGCGAAAAUGGCGAGCCAGCCCCACCCAAAAUCACGGACAAGAUCUACAAAGUCUCGCAGAGCAUUUCCGAGUACAAAACCUGUACCAUUCCCAAGGUUGACUUUUCUAAAUGCGGGGUCACGACGAUCGGUGGAGCACGAGUUGAGGUUUUCAAUCCUGUCGACGACCAUGUGACACUCUUGAAAACGGUCUUUGAUUUCGAGGCUAUCAAGAAGCUCGUCCAUCGCACAGACUUCACGUUCUUUUACGACUGCAUGCAUGGGGUACAGGGUCCUUACGCCAAGCGUGUGUUUUGUGACGAGCUCGGUGCGAAGGCAUCGUGUCUCAUGAACGCCACGCCCAAGGAGGAUUUUGGAGGAAAGAAUUCUCCACAGAAGGGCCAUGCAGAUCCGAAUCUCAGCCAUUCAUUGGAGCUCAUGGCCAAACUGGCGGUCAACAAAGAGGGCAUGCGCUUGGCUUAUGACCAGUUCCCCGCGGCGAGCUUCGGAGCGGGAGCUGAUGGUGAUGCUGAUCGCAAUAUUAUCUUGGGCAAGAACUGCUUUGUCAGCCCCGGUGACAGCCUGGCCAUCAUCCUUCAGCAUGCACAGUGCAUUCCAUUCUUCCGAGGUGGAGUAAAAGGCUGCGCACGCUCCUUGCCGACUACAGGUGCCGUGGACCGUGUUGCCAAGAAGUACAACAUUCCCUGCUUCGUGACACCAACCGGCUGGAAGAAUUUCGGCAAUCUCAUGGAGUCAGGUACAAAACUUCCCGGGAAGACGUACACACCAUUCAUUUGUGGCGAAGAGUCCUACGGCACCAGCAGCAACCACGUUCGUGAGAAGGACGGGAUGUGGGCUGCUAUGGCCUGGUUGCAGAUACUGGCGAGCAAGAACACAGACCCUACAAAGCCUUUGGUCGGUGUUCGAGACUUGUGCAGGGAGCACUUCAAGGAGUUCGGCCGCCACUACUACUGGCGAUAUGACUUUGAUGGCCUUGACAAAGAUGAAGCCGAUUCUACUAUGAAGAAGAUUGUGCAAGAAGGACCAAAAAUGGUUGGCAAAGAAGUGAAGGAGAUGCGUGUGCAAAGUGUGGAGGACUUUGUCUACACUGAUCCGGUGGAUGGGUCCGUGACAGCAGGGGAGGGAGUCGUCCUAAAGCUUUCCGGAGAUGCCCGAGUGGUGGUACGCCUGAGCGGGACAGGCUCCAGCGGUAAGGCCUCCAUGCGUGUCUACCUGGAGAAGUACGAAUCUCCGCAGGGCCAGCUGGAUGCAAGCGCAUUGGAGAUCACAAAACCUUUGCUUGACGCGACAAUGAUGCUGACUCCGUUGCCAAAGCUGCUCGGCAGCUCUUUCAAAGAGAAAAUGCUGGCCAAAAAGUUGCCAUCCCAAUUUAUCACCUGGUGGUUGGGGCUCUUUGAGGAACUUUGCCAAGGUAAGAAAGGCGUCGUUCUGGAAAAGAACAUCUUGCCUGUGAGUUCUUUGCCUGACUUGAGCGGCCUACCCCUUGGCGAUGAAGCCCUCCUAUCGAAAACAGUGGUAAUGCGCCUCAAUGGUGGGCUGGGCACGACCAUGGGGCUGGACAAGGCGAAAAGCUUGCUGAAGGUGAAGGAGAACCAUACGUUUAUGGAUCUCAUCGUGAAGCAGGUUAUGCAGAUCCAGGAGAAGCAGCCUGUACGCUUUAUGCUCUUCAACUCUUUCUCCACUGAGGCAGACACGAAGGAGUUCAUGAAAAAAUAUCCGAGUUUCCAUUCCAAGUGGGAGGCUGUUUCCUUGAAGCAGUACAUGGCUCCAAAAGUCACUGAGUCCAUGGCGCCGGCCAAGUACCCGAAGAAGCCCAAUUGUGAAUGGUGCCCACCCGGACAUGGAGACAUCUAUGCCGCUUUGCUCCUCUCUGGAACCUUGGAUCAGCUUCUUAAGGAAGGAUACAAGUAUAUGUUCGUCGCUAACUGUGACAACUUGGGAGCUUCUGUCAACAUGCGGCUUCUGGGACAUUUGGCCAGCUCGGGAGCCCCAAUGCUUAUGGAGGUUUGCGUCCGCGGUGAAGAGGACAAGAAAGGAGGCCACUUGGCCAGAACGACCGACGGCAAGUUCACUCUCCGGGAGAGUGCCCAAGUCCACAAGCAAGAUGAGAAGGCUUUUGAGAACAUCUCCAGGCAUCGCUACUUCAAUACCAACAACAUUUGGCUGAAUUUGGAGCAGCUGCGCAAUGCCCUGACGAAGGACGGCCUCUUCAAGCUGCCACUGAUUGCCAACGAGAAAAAGUUGGACCCGACGGGCAAGGAUGACGUCGUGUCACCUAUCCCGCAGUUCAGUGAACCGAAGCCCGGUGCAGGUUCCACGGUGGUACAAGUGGAAACUGCGAUGGGUGCUGCAAUCUCUUUGUUCCCGGAUGCCAAGGCAGUCGUAGUUCCGUCCGAUCGGUUUCUUCCAGUGAAAACGAAUGCACAGCUUGCAGUUCUUCGCAGCGAAGCCUUCACGGUGGCAGAAGAUUUCACUUUGAUGAAGGCUCCACGUCCACGAGCCCCUGUGGAUCCCCUCCUCAAGCAGCUGCCCCCGGCGUUGAAAAGCUAUGCGGUCAUGGCACAUGCGCAACAGCUUCAUGUGGAAGCGAAAACGCGCAAAGUGGCUGGAGUGCCUGAGCUUGCCUUCACCUCUGAUGGCAAGCCGAUCUCGCCGUGGCAUAACAUCCCCCUUUUCUCGAAUGCCCUCAAUGCAGUCUUCGAAAUACCGAAGAACUCUAGUGCCAUCACUCGUGUUUCGUCCGGCACUGGGAAUCCAAUAAAGCAGGUGGUGCAAGGCGGGAAGUUGGCCUUUCUCGACGGACCAAUUUACUGGAACAUCGGCAUUCUGCCACAGACCUGGGGGAACCCGGCCACCAGCGAUCCAACUUCCAAGUUUUGUGGCAACGACCGGCCGAUGGAAGUCAUCGAGAUCGGCAACGCCUCCAUUGUGCAAGGAAUGAUCAAAGAAGUAAAGCCGUUGGGUUUGCUGCCGGUGAGCUUUCAGAACAUGGUUCAUUGGAAGGUCAUCGCCAUUUGUCUUGACGACCCGCUCGCUAAACAGCUGCAUGACAUCAAGGAUGUUGAGGCCAAGUGCAAGGGUGUGAUCAGUGGCAUUCGCGAGUGGUUUCGUUGGCACCUCGUUGCACAGGGGCAGCCUUUGUGUAAGGUUGAGCAGGUCAUGGCAAAGGAGAAGGCCAUGGAGGUAAUCAAGAGACAACAUGACCAGUGGCACAGCCAUGCAGCCUCGGCCAGCAAAAGCGCAAAAACCCACGGUUUCGUGAACAUGGAGGUGCCGCACUCACCUGCCCCGAGCCUUCCGUCUCCGGCAGAGGUCAAAGCCCCCGUCAAGACAUGCAAGGCCGAGGAAAGCUACGUCACUUUCAUGAAAGGAGAUCCUGGCACAAAGGAUUUCCAGCUCAGCUUCAAACGCCAAACCUCUCAAACCGAGAAGGCUCAAAGCACCACUGGCAUGACGCAGACGCAGGCCCAGAAAGCAGAGAUUGAGAAGAUCAAGUCCGUUUCACCGUGGCAUGAUUUCCCACUCAAUGCAGGGCCAGGCCAGUUCUACUUCGUCACUGAGAUCCCGAAGAUGACAACCGCGAAGUUUGAGGUGCAGCUGGAAUUGGAGGGAAACCCCAUCAUGCAGGACACGAAGAAGGGCAAGCCACGGCACUAUGCUGGCCCCAUGUUCUGGAACUACGGCAUGCUGCCACGCACCUGGGAAGAUGAUAAUGACGAGAUGGAUGAUGACGAGGGUUUCACAGGGGACGGGGAUCCAUUGGAUGUUGUGGAAAUUGGUUCCCGGCAACUGGGCUUGGGAAGCAUCAGCAAGGUCAAGCCACUAGGUGCUCUGGCACAGAUCGACGAGCACGACCUCGACUGGAAGAUCAUUGCAAUCAAUGUUGAG
Symbiodinium sp. CCMP2456 is the source of this 4068-nucleotide messenger RNA. The record is from the annotation of a GenBank genome assembly. Lineage: Eukaryota; Dinophyceae; Suessiales; Symbiodiniaceae.